AUGUCCGAACCAACCCCUCGUACCGAAGCAAGAAAAAAGGCCACAGACAUCAAAAAGAAACAAUCUGAUAGCCUUACAGGACUCCCCCCAAACACCCUCCACAUCAGCCUCUAUAUCCGCUCGGACCCACCACUCCCAAACGACUUCCACUGGGCCUUCUAUCUCCACAAAGGCACCAGCUCCACACCCGGAGGAACGAAAUACCACGCACGAGGCAUCGGCGGCGGGUGGAUUGCCGGACACGAGACGACAGCGGGGAUAUUCAUCGAGAACUUCCUAUGCGUGAUCAUUCAAAUCGCAACGAUUGCUCCAUCAGCGCACGGCCGUGUAGAUGAGAUCAUGAGGAGCUACGACGAGUCUCUUAACUCGAUUCCGGGGAUCACGUGUCGCGUGUGGAUACUCACGGUGCUGCGGAAACUUGUUGACGAAGGGUUUGUGCACUGUGAUAUUGGGGAGUUGGAGAAGGAUUGCCUUGAGUUUGGGAAUGAGCAUAGCGUGACGGCUAGUGCUAAUGAGCAGCCUCGUCCGGUUGUCAAGUCGCGGGUUUCCUCUUGA
This is a messenger RNA of Penicillium verrucosum, 555 nucleotides long. RefSeq lists its product as uncharacterized. Bases 1 to 555 code for a protein of 184 amino acids. The record is from RefSeq and is a predicted model, not a curated record. The transcript has a single exon. Lineage: Eukaryota; Fungi; Ascomycota; Eurotiomycetes; Eurotiales; Aspergillaceae.